Messenger RNA from Bufo gargarizans (Asiatic toad), 1067 nucleotides. It is a transcript of the gene HSPA12B, whose product is annotated as heat shock protein family A (Hsp70) member 12B. The record is from RefSeq and is a predicted model, not a curated record. Bases 183 to 1067 code for a protein of 294 amino acids. The transcript is spliced from 8 exons. Lineage: Eukaryota; Metazoa; Chordata; Amphibia; Anura; Bufonidae.
CAAUUUAAAGCAGUCCUGGGAGUGACUGCCCAGAGGAGGCGAGGAUCCGGCUGCAGCAGAGGAGAAUGAGCUUCACUUUACAGAAGAAAGAAAACUUUCUCCGCAGCAGCCGAUAAACCCGGGACCUACAGGAACCGCAACGACAGCGCAAAAUCGGCGGACCCCCCUUGCACGCCAAGGACAUGACGACGUUGCUGGAUGUCAGGAUGGGAACACUACAGAUCGACAACAUGGAUCGUUCCUGCACGCCCUCCCCAACACACUCCCCGAACUUCCUGAAUGAGAGUUGUAGUAUUGCUCCACUGACUCCAUCGCAGUCUCCGAGGAGCGAGCAUCGGUCCGUCCCAUCGUCUCGGUUCGUUGUAGUCGUGGCCAUAGACUUUGGCACCACAUCCAGCGGUUACGCCUUCAGCUUCGUAAAGGAUCCCGAAGUGAUUCACAUGAUGAGGAAAUGGGAAGGAGGAGACCCUGGUGUUGCUCACCAGAAAACUCCCACGAGUUUACUGCUGACUCCUGACAAGACGUUCCAUAGUUUUGGAUACACGGCCAGAGACUUCUACCAUGAUCUGGACCCUGAGGAGGCCCGAGACUGGCUCUACUUUGAGAAAUUCAAGAUGAAGAUUCAUAGUACCAGCGACCUCUCCAUGAAGACAGAACUGGAAGCCUUGAAUGGGAAGAAGGUCCAAGCGCUGGAGGUGUUUGCACAUGCCUUGAGAUUCUUCAAGGAACAUGCAGUGCAUGAACUCAAGGAGCAGUGUCCAUCUCUAGAUCAGAAUGAAGGUAUUCGAUGGGUAAUAACUGUCCCCGCCAUCUGGAAGCAGCCGGCGAAGCAAUUUAUGAGAGAAGCAGCAUACCUGGCAGGAUUGGUGUCUCCAGAAUAUCCUGAGCAGCUUCUUAUUGCUUUGGAGCCAGAAGCCGCCUCCAUCUACUGCAGGAAGUUGCGACUCCACCAGAUGAUUGACCUCAGUUGUAAGGCUUUCUUCAAUGGUUUUACCACAGAUCAAUCAGUUGACUCCAGCUUCAGACAAGGUAAGGAUUUCACCCAAGGCCAAGAUUCCCCCAGCUAA